This is a messenger RNA of Athene cunicularia (burrowing owl), 1912 nucleotides long. RefSeq lists its product as uncharacterized. The record is from RefSeq and is a predicted model, not a curated record. The transcript has 15 exons. Lineage: Eukaryota; Metazoa; Chordata; Aves; Strigiformes; Strigidae. Bases 22 to 1590 code for a protein of 522 amino acids.
GCUGCUGCUGCGGAGCUGGCCAUGGACGCUGGGGAGGCCGAGCAGGAUGUGUGCGUGCGAGCAGCCAUGGGACUGCACCAGGCAGCAGGGCUGGGGGAAAGCUGGGCAGGCAGCUGUGAAGACCCCCUGCAGCUUCUCUUCUCGGGGAAGGAGGUGCAGGACAGCUGCUUGACCGUUGAUGGCAUCUUUCACUUGGAUGCAGGACAGGAGAAGGUCCUGGAGUUGGCAAGACCUCAGCUGGCCCUGGUUCCCCUUGGCUACAGUGUGUCCCUGCUGCUGUGGGACCCCCACGGUCCUGGGACCCAGCUGCCCUUCCAGAGUAUCGUCUGGCAGGUGAUUGACACCAUCUUCCAAGAACUGGAGGCCUUGGGGGGUGACACACAGAGCCUGCAGACUGUCAGCCUGGUCCAGGUCUGCGCCCACGACAAAGCCUGGGACUUGCUCCGUCCUGAUGGCCGAGCCCUGCAAGUGAUGGAUGUCGUGCCCCUGGGCCUGAUGGUGGAGGGGGCAACAGAAAUUGCUGUGCCUGAUGCCCAAGCUGCCAUCAGUGUCUAUGCCUGGGGGCUGGGUGCCAUCCCGGCACUGUUCGAGGGGUGUGCACAGCAGCCCCUCGCAGAUGGGCGCUUAGCCACGCAGGGUGCUGGAAGCCUCUUCACUCUCACUGUGGAGCGGGAGCUGGAGGGUGGCAGGCACCAGUGCUCGGCCCUCAGGAUCCUGGUAUCCCUUGGGGCCACCGGGCCCUGCCCCAGGCCAGCACCAGCCGUUGCCCAGCCUGUGCCUGAUGCUGGCUGCCUGCCCUGGGUCAUCGAGCAGCUGCUGGAGGGGAACAGCCUGACAUUCCUGCUGCUGUGUGUGACGCUGCCAGACACCUCCAGAGAGGAGAUCCUGGCAGCCCUGGGGCUGGCUGAGCAGGUGAAGGGGCUGGCCAAGAGCAUCUCAGCCACAUUCUGGGACCCCGUGCAAGAGGUUGCGGCACGUCGGAGGGAGAUCCGAGGGCUGCGGAUGGAGCUGCUAGCUAGAGCUGGCCUCCCCGAGCAGAAGACGGCUGUGGCCCGGCUGCAGACAGCCCUGCGGGAGCUGCAGGUGCUGAAGAGCCAAAGGUGGGAGAAUAAGCAGGCAGCGGCUGAGGUGCCCAGGACAAGUCAGAUGCACAAGCCUGGCGUGCAGGACUGGAUCUCUGCAGCACCAGCCCAGCCACCUGGCACCCAAACACCCCUGAGUGGUGCCAGUCUGGAGCCAGCAGGUCCAGAGCGUGGGGACAGGCCCCAUUCCUGGGUGGCUGAUAUGUGGGCACGGAGCAUCGCUUCACACAGACUGGGUGCCAGCAAGAGCAGCCAGGGAGGGGACAGCCAAGCCCCGGCAAGCACAGGGCAGGGUCUACUGGAGGAGCCCUUGCCGAGCGAUGUGCCACAGCCGUGGCCACUGACUGGGGCUGACACAAUGCUUCAGGACCAGCAGCACCUGGCAGGGGAGCAGAGAGAGGCUCUGGACCGCCAGCACCGUGUACAGCUGCAGGAGGCGCUCCGGAACGCUGCAGAGCUCGCUGAGCCCAACCAACGGCUGCGCGACGCCACCACACAGACACCCUGAGCCAGCGUCGCGGGACAGCGGAGAUGGCUGCCCUGGCAGGCAGGACGCAGGCCCUGCAGCCCCCUGACACCACCCCACCCCAGCUAUGGUAGCUACACAGGGAAAAGCCUCCCACCUUGCCUGCUCCAGCAGCUGCUGAGAGCUGCUCCCAGCAGAGGCCUGGCCCUGGGGAUGCUGCUUGCUGGCAGGAGGGGAGCGCUUCACCCCUCUGCCCUGCCAGGGAAAACCCUGCUCUGCUGCCAUGCGGGGCACAGGCUCGGGCACACAGCCAGAGCGAGCCGGGUGGGAGGGCUGAUGGUCCCCACAACUGCAAUAAAGCAGA